CAGCCAACCAGUGUGGAGGGAGGAGGGAGGUCGUGAGUCGGCACCGAGCUGCGGGCAGUAUCGUGGCGGUGGUGGGCGCUGGCGUGGACUCGUGGACUCGACCCUGUGAAUUGCUCCAAAAUGGCCUUGCCACUGAGUGCUAGAGAGAUUCGCCAGAAAUUUAUUAAUUUCUUUAAACAACACAGCCAUGAGUAUGUGCACUCCUCAGCAACUAUUCCUCUUGAUGACCCCACUCUUCUCUUUGCAAAUGCUGGCAUGAAUCAGUUUAAACCAAUCUUCUUGAACACCAUCGAUCCAUCCCACCCAAUGGCAAAAUUAUUAAGAGCUACAAAUACUCAGAAAUGUAUACGGGCUGGAGGAAAGCACAAUGACCUGGAUGAUGUGGGAAAGGAUGUUUAUCAUCAUACUUUUUUUGAAAUGUUGGGUUCUUGGUCCUUUGGUGAUUACUUCAAGGAACUGGCUUGCAAAAUGGCCUUGGAACUGUUGACGGAAGAGUUUGGAAUCUCCAUCGACAGGCUUUACGUGACUUACUUUGGAGGGGAUGAAAGAGCUGGGCUGGAGCCAGAUCUUGAAUGCAAGCAGGUCUGGACAAACCUAGGAAUGGCAGAAGAAAGGAUUCUGCCAGGCAGCAUGAAGGAUAACUUCUGGGAGAUGGGUGACACCGGCCCUUGCGGCCCAUGCAGUGAGAUACAUUACGAUCGUAUUGGAGGACGUGAUGCUGCUCACCUGGUCAACAUGGAUGACCCUAAUGUUCUGGAGGUCUGGAAUCUUGUGUUCAUUCAAUUCAACAGAGAGAGCGAUGGCAGUCUGAAACCCCUGGCCAAGAAGAGCAUUGAUACUGGAAUGGGUUUUGAGCGGCUAGUAUCAGUACUACAAGGCAAGAUGUCAAAUUAUGACACAGACUUAUUUUUGCCUUAUUUUGAAGCAAUUCAGAAAGGAACUGGUAUCAGGCCGUAUACAGGGAAGGUGGGAGCUGAAGAUGUUGAUGGAAUUGACAUGGCAUACAGAGUGCUGGCAGAUCAUGCACGGACGAUAACAAUUGCAUUGUCUGAUGGAGGCAGACCAGAUAAUACUGGUCGAGGGUAUGUUUUGAGGCGGAUUUUACGAAGAGCAGUACGAUACUCCCAUGAAAAGUUGAAUGCAUCAAAGGGAUUCUUUGCAUCUCUGGUUGACGUGGUGGUAGAAUCUUUGGGAGAUGCAUUCCCAGAGCUUAAAAAAGAUCCAGAUAUGUUGAAGGAUAUUAUUAAUGAAGAGGAGGAGCAGUUCUUGAAAACACUAAACAGGGGGAGGCGGAUCCUUGAGCGGAAGAUCCAGAGCUUGACUGAUAAUAAAAUCAUACCAGGUGAUACAGCUUGGUUGCUUUAUGACACCUAUGGAUUUCCUGUGGAUUUAACGGGACUGAUCGCUGAAGAGAAGGGACUCCGUGUAGACCUGGAGGGCUUUGAGGAAGAGAAAAAAACUGCUCAACUGAAAUCUCAAGGGAAGGGUGCGGGUGAUGAUGAUCACAUCAUGCUAGACAUCUAUGCAAUUGAUGACUUGCGUGCUAAAGGGUUGGAAGUCUCUGAUGAUUCACCGAAGUACAACUACAAGUCAGAUGACAGUGGAAACUAUGCUUUUGAGUCUAUAGAGGCCACGGUGAAAGCGAUCCGUAGGGAGAAAAUGUUCGUGGAGGAGGUGAAAACGGGUCAGGAUUGUGGUGUGUUGCUUGAUGCCACCUGCUUCUAUGCUGAACAAGGUGGACAAAUUUAUGAUGAGGGCUACUUGAUAAAAGAAGAUGACAGCAGUGAAGAUAAAACUGAGUUCACAGUGAAAAAUGUACAGGUACGAGGCGGUUAUAUCCUACACAUCGGAACAGUUUAUGGACAUCUCAAAGUAGGAGAUAAAGUUCAUCUGUACAUAGAUGAGACCAGGAGACGAACUGUCAUGAGUAACCACACCAGCACCCACAUGCUGAACUUUGCCCUGCGGUCUGUGCUGGGUGAGGCUGACCAGCGAGGUUCUCUGGUGGCACCAGACAGGCUCCGCUUUGACUUCACAGCCAAAGGAGCUAUGAGCACGCAGGAGAUAAAAAGAUGUGAAGAGAUAACAAACAAAAUGAUUCAAGAUGCCAAGCCAAUUUAUGCCAUGAAUGCUCCCCUUGUUGCUGCCAAAGCUAUUCAGGGACUUCGUGCUGUAUUUGAUGAGACGUAUCCUGACCCAGUACGAGUGGUGUCCGUGGGAAUUCCAGUGGAAGAUAUGGUAGCUGACCCAUCGGGACCAGCGGGCUCUGUCACUUCAGUGGAAUUUUGUGGUGGAACGCAUCUGCAGAACUCUCGUCAUGCUGGUCCUUUUGUGAUUGUGUCAGAAGAAGCUAUCGCUAAGGGUAUCAGGAGAAUAGUUGCAGUCACAGGGUUUGAGGCACAAAAGGCUCUAAGAAAGUCAGAUGCUCUCCAGAAAUCUCUUGAUGCACUCCAGUCAAAGGUCCAAGUUCAAACUACCCCCAGUAAAGAGAUCCAGAAAGAAAUUGCUGACCUUACAGAGAUGAUUGGCACUGCAGUCAUCCCCCAGUGGCAGAAGGAUGAACUGAGAGACAAGCUGAAGUCACUGAAGAAAACUAUGGACGACCUGGACAGAGCCGGGAAAGCAGAGCUGCUGAAGAAGGUUCGGGAGAAGACCAAGCAGUUCAUAGACACUAAUCCAAACCAGCCUCUGGUGGUAAUGGAAAUGGAACCAGGGGCACCAGCCAAGGCACUGAACGAAUCUCUAAAGCUGUUUAAGACGCACUCGCCUCAGACGGCAGCAAUGUUGUUUGCUGUAGAUAAGGAUGCAGGAACAAUCACGUGCUUGUGCCAAGUGCCCCAGGAAACUGUAAGCAAGGGUUUGAAAGCCAGUGAUUGGAUUGGUCACAUAUCAGAAUUACUGGAUGGAAGAGGAGGAGGAAAAGACGUGUCUGCUCAAGCCACAGGGAAAAACAUCAACAGCCUUGAAAAAGCACUGAAGCUGGCAACUGAAUUUGCUAAACUUAAAAUAGGAGACCUCAAAAACUAACAAGAAAAUAGUUGAAUAACUUGAAAGACUGUAAUGGUGUGGGGAUGGGUCUGGCUCCUGUGAUGGCUGAAUGCUCCACUGUCCACUAGCUAACGUAAAACAAAGUUGCCAACUGAUAAAGAAAAAUUAAUGUCUCAGAUUCGUUAAACAGCUUUUAAGCGACUAAUCAUCUUUGUCAAACCUCUGUAAAUGUCUGACAUUGAUCAGUAAGUCUAAAUAAAAUGAAUAGUUGUGAAAAUUUGUUUUAUUUUUUAAAUGGUCGUAAUUUAUUUAUAAUAAAGAUUUGCAAUUUAAGGACACAAGAUGAAGGAGCAGCCCUUUGAGUCUGCUCCACCAUUCCAUCGUAGCUGAUUUAUUAACCAUCUCAACUCAUUCUCCUGCCUUUUCCCUGUAACCUUUGACACCCUGACUAAUCAAGAAUCUAUCAACCUCCACUUUAAAUAUACAAUGUCUUGGCCUCCACAACGGUCUGUGGCACUGUUAUAAUUCCUCACACAACUUAACUGCAGCCUCAAUACUUCUGCUUGCUGUGAUGUAGAAUUUGCAUAUUUGCCCAUUUACAUCAAUGUGAUAAUAACCUUUUCUUUCCAGUGAUUUUUGAUUGAGCAGAUAUCUUUUCAACUUUAAAAUGGUGUCAGUGCAAGUUCAGACAUCUCCACCUGAGAAAACAUAUGACUUCAGUUAAUGUCUGACCAAGACAUAGGCUCCCCAUGCAGCACUAUGAACCUAACCUAGAUAUUUAUUCAUGCGUCUCUAAUGUGGCUCAAACCCAUAACCUUCUAACUAAGUGUUUACCGAUUGAGCCACAAAAAAAAUGCAGUUCAAAACAUUGUAUGUAUUUCAAAUGUCAUGUCUGAACUAAUUGUUCUUAGCUUCAGAAUUAGCUGCUGUUUGUAAUAAAACCUCAUA
Mobula hypostoma (lesser devil ray) is the source of this 3936-nucleotide messenger RNA. It is a transcript of the gene aars1, whose product is annotated as alanyl-tRNA synthetase 1. The transcript is spliced from 21 exons. Lineage: Eukaryota; Metazoa; Chordata; Chondrichthyes; Myliobatiformes; Myliobatidae. Gene Ontology annotation, biological process: alanyl-tRNA aminoacylation. The record is from RefSeq and is a predicted model, not a curated record. Gene Ontology annotation, molecular function: nucleic acid binding; alanine-tRNA ligase activity; ATP binding. Gene Ontology annotation, cellular component: cytoplasm; mitochondrion. Bases 121 to 3027 code for a protein of 968 amino acids.